Messenger RNA from Dicentrarchus labrax (European seabass), 2951 nucleotides. RefSeq names its product fibroblast activation protein, alpha (gene fap). The record is from RefSeq and is a predicted model, not a curated record. Bases 349 to 2586 code for a protein of 745 amino acids. The transcript is spliced from 26 exons. Gene Ontology annotation, molecular function: dipeptidyl-peptidase activity; serine-type endopeptidase activity. NCBI's taxonomy places the organism in Eukaryota, Metazoa, Chordata, Actinopteri, Moronidae. Gene Ontology annotation, biological process: proteolysis.
GACUUGCGCCGUCUGUGAAAAAGCCACUUCCUAAAUACCAGUAAGUUGUGCGCUCUUGGAAAGUGGAAAGUUGUGCAGGCUGCUGACUUCAGGGAGUCAUCUCUGUCUGGUGUCGGACUCCUCUCAGGAAUGCAGCGGGAAGUGUGAGAAGCACUAAAGUAAGACGGAGCUUUAGUGUAAAGCCACUGUUAGGCUUGUUUGGUUUUUUUUAUUGUUUUUUUUUUUGUAUUGAGAGCCUUUGUUAACGAUGGGCUGCUUGACCAAGAAGUCACUUUAAACUUCACAUCGUCCCUUCAAGGAUUAUUCAAGGGCUGAGAGCUUCACGACGACUACUUCUUCUUCUGCACCAUGGGCUGCAGCAAGGUGCUGUGGGGGGUGGUAGGGGCUGUCGUCAUCACGUUAAUAACAAUCCCAGCAGUUUAUUUCAGCAAAUCUGAUGGUAUCAAAAGGCCAUACACCUUUGAGGAUUACUUCAAUGACACCAUUAGGUGGAAAUCCUACAAUUUGUAUUGGAUAUCAGACAAGGAGUAUCUACACAAAGAAAGAGAUGGAAAUGUCUUCCUCCACAAUGCUGAAACAAAAGAGGAGUCACUAUAUUUGAGCAAUUCAACCUUUGCUCAAGUGGAUGCCAGUGAUUACAUGUUGUCAGGUGAUUAUAAAUACAUUGCUUUUGAAAGCAAUUACACAAAGAAAUGGAGGCAUUCAUUCACGGCCUCUUACUCCAUCUUUGACAGGGAGAGAUCAACAUUUGUUAUGCCUGUGAGUCUUCCGACUGUUGUGCAGUACUUUGCCUGGGCCCCAACAGGAAACAAAUAUGCUUACGUCUCAGACUUCAACAUAUUUUUCAAAUCCGAUGUCACUGCUGAAGCUGUACAAGUGACCUACAAUGGGAAAAAGAAUGAGAUCCUUAAUGGUGUCCCUGACUGGGUAUAUGAGGAGGAAGUGUUUGCAUCAAACGGGGCAAUAUGGUGGUCAACAACCGGAAAAUUCUUGGCUUAUGCAGAGUUUAAUGAUACAGACGUCCACAGAGUGGAGUUCUCUUGGUAUGGAUCUGAGCAGUAUCCUCAAACAGUGGCUGUUCCUUACCCAAAGGCUGGAUCACCCCUUACCAAGGUGAAACUGUUUGUGGUUGAUACCACAGAUCCAUCCCGCCGCACACAAGUGGUUGCCCCAGCUUCUGUUGCUUCUGGUGAUCACAUUUUGUGCUCAGUGAACUGGCUUACAGACGAACGCGUCACUGUGCAGUGGCUCACAAGAAAACAGAAUUACGUGGUUGUACAGACGUAUGAAUUUGAUGGAAGCCGCUGGAAAGAAACACAGAAAUUUGAGCAAACAAGCAAGACAGGAUGGGUCGGCCAUUACGUGCCCUUACCUCUUUUCUUUGCUGAAGAUAAACUCAGUUUCUACAAAGUGAUGAGUGACUCUCAGGGCUACAAACAUAUUCAUUAUGUGAAAGAUGGCAAAGCAACACCUAUUACCUCUGGGAAGUGGGAAGUCAUCUACAUAUCCAAAUUAACCAGAGAUGCCAUAUAUUAUGUGAGUAAUGAGUACCAAGGAAUACCUGUGAAGAGAAAUCUUUACAAGAUUAUGAUUGGAAGCAGCCCUUCUGCGCCUCAGUGCCUCACCUGCGGCCUGAAUGAGGACAGGUGUCAGUACAACUCUGCUUACUUCAGCUUUGAUGCCUCUUACUUCCGAAUGGACUGCUACGGACCUGGGUUUCCCCGCUACGCACUAAUGGACAACAGGGGCCCAGGUGCAGAGCUCUCCGUUCUUGAGGACAACAAGGAUCUGGAAAAUAUUCUGUCACAAUUCCUAAUGCCAACAAUGAAGUAUGGCACAAUAAAGGUUGCAGGAUUUGAUCUUUGGUAUCAAAUGAUGUUACCUCCAAAUUUCAAGAAGUCUAAAAAAUAUCCUCUUCUUAUUGAUGUGUAUGGUGGCCCCUGUAGUCAGCGGGUCGACUAUCGCUUCAAGCUGAACUGGGGCACGUACCUCUCCAGCUCACACGGGAUCAUCACAGCCAGCUUUGAUGGAAGGGGAAGUGGUUACCAAGGUGAUGAAAUAUUGCACGCAAUCUACAAGCGCCUUGGAACGUUUGAAGUUGAAGAUCAGAUAACAGCUGUGAGGAAAUUCAUUGACAUGGGUUUUAUCGACAAAGACAGAAUAGCAAUAUGGGGCUGGUCUUAUGGUGGUUACGUCACCUCAAUGGCCUUGGGUGCAGGAACUGGACUCUUCAAGUGUGGAAUAGCAGUUGCCCCAGUAGCCAAGUGGGAAUAUUAUGAUGCUGUGUACACUGAACGCUACAUGGGCAAACCCACGGAGAAUUCAGACGCUUACAAAAAUUCCUCUGUGACGGCCAGAGCAAAGAACUUCAAAACAGUAGACUAUCUACUGGUUCAUGGCACAGCAGAUGACAAUGUCCAUUUCCAGCAGGCGGCACAGAUCUCCAAAGCUCUGGUGGACGAGCAAGUGGACUUUGAGGCGAUGUGGUACACUGACAAGGACCACGCUCUCAGGGGAUCAGCUUCUCGUCACACAUACACCCUCAUGAGUCACUUCCUGCAGAAAUGCCUCCUUAAUCCCAAAUAGAUGUGAAGAAUGUGACAGCAUUUAUAGUGAACAUUACCACAGUUUUGUUUAAUUUGUGUAUAUUUUAUCUUACUGAUAUUCUGAAGUGUCAGGUUGAACUCUGUUUUUAUGUGCAAUGGAUGUUCGAUUGCUCGUACAAAUGAGUAUUUGUAUUUUAUAUGAAAUUAUGGAACAUUUGUCAAAAUAUGUGACAUUUAAAAUAUUCUAAAAGCCACUGCAUGCAUUAAUGGUUGAAAACAUUCUUUAUGUGAAUAUGACGACAUACAGAAGCUGAGUUGCACUGCACUGAUUUGUUGUGGAGUGUUAUCAUUUGUGUUGCUGUCAUGUUCUAAUGAAAGUGAAAUAAACAUUGUUUUGAAAUAUAA